This is a messenger RNA of Cyclopterus lumpus (lumpfish), 908 nucleotides long. RefSeq lists its product as uncharacterized. Bases 99 to 746 code for a protein of 215 amino acids. The record is from RefSeq and is a predicted model, not a curated record. The transcript is spliced from 5 exons. Lineage: Eukaryota; Metazoa; Chordata; Actinopteri; Perciformes; Cyclopteridae.
UGUGGUUUUUCAAAUGUUUCUGCAGGGGAGGGGGGGCGGACUCAGAGCUGCUGUGAGGAAAUGAGUGUCAGUUGUCAGCAGUGAAUCAGAGAGUAAAGAUGAAGCUUCUACUCAGCAGUCUGCUACUCGCCUCUCUUUGUGCCCUCUCAUCUUGGAGUGUUUCAUCUCCAGGCACACCCGCUGUUACCCAGUCCCAUGAUGUCUCUGUGGAGGAGGGGGGGACAGUAGACAUGAGCUGCUGCUGGACACCGAACUUUGACAGAGUGAAAGUUUAUUGGCUGAAAAAUCAAACAGCUAUUAAGGAUGACAUUAUCAACUCGUCCAACUGCUCAAACUUGACCGUUACGAAUGUCACCAGAGAGGAUUCAGGGAGAUACAUCUGCAAUCUGACAGUGGAGAUACCAUAUUUAGCUAUCGUUGUAGGAAAUGGUAUUGUCAUCAUCGUCACGGCCAGAGACGAGACAGAGGACAACACAGCAGGAGGUCUUCUACAGUCUCCCGUGAUAAUUCCCCUGGCUGUGGUGGCCCCAUUGCUCCUCAUCGCUCUUGUGUGUUUCUGCUUUCUGCGACGGAGACAAGCGCAAGCUGCCAGGGUGAUCUACGAGGUUCCCCACAUUAACUCUGAGGAGGCAGAAAUGGACAAACACAGCACCAGCUCCUCCAGAGGUUCUUCCCAGUGGUGUCAGGUACCAGUGUAUGAAUCCUGUGACUACUUUGAACGUGUGGAGAACAAAGAAAGUGAAUGAGGUGUGCUGAUCGGGGACAUUUACUCAUCUUUCAGUAUUUUCUACUUUUCAGCAUGAAUAUAAUGUACAUUAUUUGACUAACCUUUACCUGAAUUAUGCACUUGUGUAUAUUAUUUUUGAUGAGUGUAAAUAUUUGUUUCUAUAAACUCAGUCCUGUCCAUC